UACUGAGGGAAGCAAGGAGGGAAGAUAUAUUGUACCGGCAACAUAAAUUUGAGAUAAUUUUAAUAACAGUUCCUAUAUUAGAUUAUGAAAUGGCAGAACAAGUCUCAAUCAAUAUUGAGACUUAUCGACAGAAAGUACGAAUGUAUCUGGAUGCAAACAACUAUGAGUCUGCGUUGUUCUGGGCGGACAAAGUAGCCAACAUGAGUGGAGGGGAUCCACGAGAUUGGUAUUGGGUCGCCCAAUGUAUGUAUAGGUCACGACAGUAUCACAGAGCGGCCAUACUAAUCAGGAACAAAGGUCUUGAUAAGACCCAACCUCUUUGUCAGUGGUUAGCAGGUCUGUGUUUGCUAGAAGCAAAGCAGUACAACGAUGCAUUACUCAUUCUGUCCAAUGAUGAGGAGGUGUUGGGCACCAACAGGUCGACAACAGUCGUCGUGGCUACAAACUUCGUCAUUCCACCAAUCGGGAGUGACAAAAUACUGGAGGGCUUUACACCCAAAACUUUGCAGAGUGCAUUAUUACUCCUGAAGGGAAGAGUUUAUGAAAAACUGGAUAAUCGGACCCGAGCAGCUGAAUGUUUCAAAAAUGCCCUGAAACACGAUGUUUACUGCUAUGAGGCAUUCGAUUCACUUGUGAAACAUCAGAUGUUGACCUCCUCUGAGGAAAAAGAGCUUCUCAUGUCACUUCCGUUUAAGGAACAGUGUGGUGAAAAUGACUUGCUCCCUGCAGUUUAUGAGAUUCUGCUGAACAAAUACCAGAACCUACCACAAACACCUGUACCAGCCCUUCCCCACCCUAGGCUUGUGGAUAACUUGGAUCUGGAAGCGGCACGGGCUGAGAGACUCUACUAUGCCUGCUCAUAUAGGCAGUGCUUUUCUCUAACACAAGAAAUUCUCAAGAAGGAUCCAUACCACACAACCUGCCUUCCAAUACACAUAAGCUGCCUUGUGGAGUUGAAGGAUGUAACUAAACUAUUUUCCUUAGCACAUGACCUUGUGGACUUGAUGAGUGACAAAGCCGUUUCUUGGUUUGCAGUUGGCUGCUAUUACUUUCUCAUAGGAAAACGGGAUCCGGCAAGACGUUACCUGGGAAAGGCAACGUUACUGGACCCACUGUUUGCACCUGCUUGGCUUGCAUACGGACACUCCUUCGCAGUUGAAAAUGAACAUGAUCAAGCCAUGGCAGCGUAUUUCUCUGCCACAAAACUAAUGAAGGGAUGUCACCUGCCUCUCCUGUACAUCGGUCUCGAGUGCGGACUGACAAACAACAUCCGAUUGGCCGAAAGGUUCUUCAAAGAGGCUCAAACCAUAGCUCCCCAUGAUCCCUUCGUCAUCCACGAGAUGGGCAUCAUAGCCUUCCAGAACCAUGAUUACAACAUGGCAGAGAAAUUCUUUCUGACAGCACUGGCUCAUGUGCACGAGAUCAACGAGGUAAUUAUCGCAGAAAAGUGGGAGCCACUGUUGAACAACCUGGGACACACCUGCCGUAAACUCAACAAGUAUGAUGAUGCCCUCAGGUACCACCAACAGGCCCUGGUGAUCUCUCCUCAGAAUGCCUCCACCGUCUCUUGUAUAGGCUUCAUAUUGGCUCUGCAGAACAAUCUCGCUGAGGCAGUGGACAUGUUCCACAAAGCUCUGGGGUUGCGGCGGGAUGACAGCUUCAGCAUAACGAUGCUCUCUUAUGUAAUUGAGCAGCUGAUGGAGUCCACGCCUCCAUUCCAAGGAGCACCGGAUACUGUACCCGGAUUUGACACUGUCCCAAGCCCUCCAAGCCCAAACCUGGAAGAGGCUUUGCAAACACCAAUAGUGUUGGAUGAUGGCAGGCAACUGUUUGAGACCUUUACACCAUCAUCCAGCCCACCUAGCUUUGAAAUUGAGAUGCAAGACUGUUUCCAGGACGAAAACACCUCAUAGGCUUGGACUAAAGGAAGUCAGAGUAAAUAGUAUUUUAAGCAAUGAACUAAGAAAAAUUAAUUUUAAACUGUUUUGUAUUUGUUUUGAUUUUUUAUAAUAUUUAAUUAGUUUUCAUUGCAUUAUAUUAUUUUGUGAUAUAUACAUUUGUUAUUGAUAUAGUGAGGCUAAGUUUUACAUGCAAUGAUUUUAUUACAUUAUUUACAAUGUAAGUACAUUUUUCAUAACAAACUACCAAAGUUGUUUACUUUUAUAAUAUUUUAACAUGUAACAAUAAUAUAAUAAUAUUUAAAAACAUUCAGUAUACACACCAUCCUCCACCCCAUCUGCAAACAAUUAAUCAUAAACUGUUUUGAAUUCGUUCUGAUUUUUUAAAAUGUUUAAUUAGUUUUCAUUGCAUUAUACUAUUUGGUGAUAUGUACAUUUGUUAUUGAUAUAGUAGGGCUAAGUUUUACAUGCAAUGAUUUUCUUAUAUUAUUUACAAUGUAAGUACAUUUUUCAUAACAAACUACCAAAGUUGUUUACUUUUAAAAUAUUUUAACAUAUAACAAUAAUAUCAUAAUAUUUAAAAAUAUUCAGUAUACACACCAUCCUCCACCCCAUCUGCAAACAAUUAAUCAUAAACUGUUUUGAAUUUAUUUUGAUUUUUAAUAAUAUUGAAUGAGUUUUCAUUUCAUACUAUAUUUUGUGAUAUAUACAUUUGUUAUUUAUGUAUAGUAAGGCUAAGUUUUACAUGCAAUGAUUUUCUUACAUAGUUUAAAAUGUAAGUACCUUAUUCAUAAUAAACUACCAAAGUGGUUUACUUUUUUAAUAGUUACAUGUGUGUGCUGUUAAUAUAAUAAAAUUUAAAAAUGAGUUAUUAA
This is a messenger RNA of Homalodisca vitripennis (glassy-winged sharpshooter), 2773 nucleotides long. Its product is annotated as cell division cycle protein 16 homolog. The transcript has 12 exons. Gene Ontology annotation, biological process: cell division. Gene Ontology annotation, molecular function: protein binding. The record is from RefSeq and is a predicted model, not a curated record. Lineage: Eukaryota; Metazoa; Arthropoda; Insecta; Hemiptera; Cicadellidae. The coding region runs from base 90 to 1913 and encodes 607 amino acids.